AUGACAAUCGCCUUAAAAACAAACGAUGAAAACCUCAUCAAACAAACGGAGCACGGUAUACUUAAUCCAAGUGAAGGCGGCAUGAAACCAACCCUCCAUCAUAUUAAACACUUUGGACAGUACACAAACUUCUUUAUAAUGUACCCAGACAACUAUGAUCCUAUAACUAAAAUGGUAAUUGGUGAAGACAUGAGUUCAUCCAGAAUAUCUUAUAGAAAUGUUAUAGUCACUGUUAGAAGUAGUAAUGUCACUAAUGCCGUACUAAAUGAUACAGUCCAAACAUCAACGUCAAACACACAAAAACCCGCCCCAAUUGCAAAUCCAAUCGAUCACCAGAAAAAUCAUAUUCCAUCCGGUGACUCCAAUUCCUCAUCAAUCCAAUUAAAAGUUAGAGCUAUCCUCGAUUCACCAAAAACACCAACCUUUUCCUCAAUCCAUAACCAAAACAAAUCACCAUUGGCCCUAAUGAUAAUUGCUAACUUCGCCAAACCAGUUGAAAAUAAUAAUCCCCAAAUAUCAGUCGGGUCAACUCCAAUUGAGGCCAAUAAAGAGUCACAACAAAAACCAACAAAUACUAUAAGACUACUCGCAAUACAAUCCCUAUACAAUAACACAAACAUUAACAAUUCGAUACCACUACAAAUCAUCAUUGGCGACUUCAAUUGCGCUGAUUACAAAGAGGUACUAAACCAUCCCGAUAAAAAUCUGAAGGAAGAAAGCCUAAGCUUAUUAAUAGAGUCUCUAGUUAAUCUCAACAAUCUGCACGAUGUAGAUUACAAACUAACCAGAAACACUUUCUCACACAGAAAUGGUUCAGGUGAUAAAAGACUAGAUAGAAUCUACAUAGACAAAAGACUAAUAAACCCAUCAAGCCAAAACCUCGAGAUUAGAUACACAUCUUACUCCGAUCAUAAAAUCCUCUCUACUACCAUUAACUUAGCGUUCAAUGAUGCUCUUAAAGAUCCCUCAACUAUUUCAGAUUCUUUUAAACAAGGCCCAGCUAUCACUCUUCCUAUAAAAGGAGAUCCACUUCUAAUUAAAAAUAGAAGACCAAUAACACUCACCAACAGUCUUUACAAAAUUUUUGCCAAAGUGUUAAAUACAGUGCCCCGAUUAUAUAUUUAG
Messenger RNA from Dictyostelium purpureum, 1125 nucleotides. RefSeq lists its product as uncharacterized. NCBI's taxonomy places the organism in Eukaryota, Evosea, Eumycetozoa, Dictyosteliales, Dictyosteliaceae. The transcript has 4 exons. The record is from RefSeq and is a predicted model, not a curated record. Bases 1 to 1125 code for a protein of 374 amino acids.